Molecule: messenger RNA, 2841 nt
Organism: Fonsecaea nubica
Lineage: Eukaryota; Fungi; Ascomycota; Eurotiomycetes; Chaetothyriales; Herpotrichiellaceae
Exons: 1
Coding region: 1-2841 (946 amino acids)
Cellular component (GO): cytoplasm
Molecular function (GO): glycerophospholipase activity; metal ion binding
Source: RefSeq, a predicted model, not a curated record
AUGGCUGAAGCAGCCAACAAGUCCUCUCUGGCGAGCUCAAUCUUCUCUUGGUCACGAAGCAGUACCCCUCCGCCGAAGUCACCGCUGCCGAAACCGAGUGAUGCAUCACCAGCUCUUAGACAGUCGUCCGGCCUCGACCAUACUGUCAAUCUAAACCCAUCUCCAAGUCUCCGAAGGUAUCCCAAGGAUUGUCCCGCUCUCAAGCCCCGGUGGUAUUACGCAAUUGACGUGGCCAAACGGAAACCUUUCGCUCCAGAACCAACACCUGAAGAAAAGGCCAAACCCCCACCAGUUCCAAAGAAACUGGUACCUUUUUCAACGUCAGACUCCCAGAGCAUCGAGAAGGCAUAUCAGAACCUUGCUCAAAGGAACCAGAACAAGGAUAGGACAGCCGAGCCUCCGCCCGCCACCACCGUACCUGUCAACGAAGACUAUUUGUAUGAUGUCGACGUUGAGAAGCGUGAACUUCUCCCGGCCUACUGGUUAGGGCCUGUCUAUGAGGUCCGCAGAGGUACCUGGUUUUUCGCCGAAAACCCAUUGAGACCUUGUGAUGAGAAUCUGGCGAAUCAACUGGAAGAAGGCUAUAUCAAAGUGGCACCAUGGAGACGUUCAAACCUACAAUCUCCUCGUUCAGCCUCCCAGCCUAGAUCUCGACCCAACUCGGCAGUUAUAGAUAGCUCAGCCUCUCCAUCGCUGGGCAAGCCGCCCCCCUCACAGGACGACAGUUUCUCUGCCAGUCCAAACACAUAUCGCUUGUUCGGAACUCACAUGAAUACAACAGUCACAUACAUGGACGAUACCGUAGCCUAUCUGACAACGGAUGAUUUCCUCUCGCGGGUUAGCAGUACAGUUUACGGCAGGUUCAUUGGAUAUGGUGGCACAAAGGUAGUGCGUGGAUGGUCUGAUACAAAGCUCGCCGAUCCACCAAAAGGCGAGCAAAAGGAUGACUCAAAGUCGACGGAGGCAACAAGCACCAAAGAGAAGCGAAAAUCUGCUAAAUUGCCUUCAGAGGCCACACCUAACGUCGGAGAGGAUAAGAUUCAGGUGAUGAACAAGGACAACGUCGAGAAACCUCGGCGGACGGCCUUAGAGCGCCAGAUCUCGUCGCUGGCAGGUCUUCCCAAGGUAGACGACUCUAACUACUUGGGUGAAGAAGAAGAAGCUAGAGAAGAAGAGGAACGCGAAAUGGAAGACGCAAGGGAAAGAGAUGGAGAAGAUCAAGCGAGACAAAUUGACCACUUGGUGCUUGUAACGCACGGCAUCGGCCAACGGCUCGGUCUUCGUCUCGACAGCAUCAACUUUGUCCAUGAUGUCAAUACUCUGCGCAAGUCUAUGAAGGUCGUCUACGAAACUGCUCCCGACUUACAAGCCCUGAGCGGGGAUCCCAAAAAUUGCAGAGUUCAGGUCCUUCCCAUCUGUUGGAGACACGAGCUCGAUUUCCCCAAGCAAAGUCUGAAGCAAAGCCGCAAAGAAUACGACAUUGGAGAUGCUGAUGCCUUGUUCGAUGAUGAUUAUCCUUCGUUGCAGGACAUCACGGUGGACGGUGUACCAGCGGUUCGCAAUUUGAUCACCGAUUUGGCUCUGGAUGUUCUCCUAUACCAAAGUGCUUACAGAGAACACAUCACAUCGAUUGUACAAAAGGAGGCCAAUCGAGUCUAUCGCCUCUUCAAAGAACGGACCGGUUUCUCGGGAAAGGUUAGCUUCUGUGGACAUUCCCUUGGGAGUGCGAUUUGCUUUGAUCUUCUAUGCAGACAGGAAGAAGACCUAAAGACACGACCAAGACGGGUAUCGAGCAAAACAUCACGGGAGCACGGUAUUGAACAAAACGAGCUUCGUCUCGACUUUGAUGUGGAGAACUUCUUUGCCCUUGGUUCGCCGGUUGGUCUCUUCCAGAUGCUCAAGGGCAGAAUGAUUUCUGCACGACCUUCAGCGGGUGCCAGUGCAUUUGGAGCCACUGUCGUGCCCACAUCGCCGUUUGACCCCGACCCCAUGAACAACCAUCCCUUCGAUAGUGUUGCAUCGAAAAUGAACGCCGGCAACAGCUCUUCCGGUCUAAUACCCAUUACUACCUCUUCACCCAAAUGCAACGAACUGUUCAAUAUCUUCCAUCCCACAGAUCCUAUAGCCUAUCGCAUGGAACCCCUCAUUUCACCAGCAAUGGCGCAGCUGAAGCCUCAACCGAUCCCCUACACCAAGAAAAAUCUUUUUGCCGCUCCCGGGAUUUCAAAUAUUUCUGAACGGGUCAGCCAGCAAAUCAUGUCGAGCUGGUACAAUCUUACCUCAGGUGUGGCAUCCAGUCUGAUUAAUAGAAGCCUGGGCAUUACCGGUGAGGAGCAAGCGCUGUCUCAGGACAAGGCCAAAGCCGUGAACGCAGCCAAAGAAGGUGCCCAGGCGACUGUUCAACUCGACAUACCUGUGGCAGAUGAGAAAAAGCAGCAAGAUGUUGCUGAGGCGGCCAAAUCCUCCCCGUCCACAGAACACGCACCUACCCUGAUCGACUCUGAAAUGGAGACACUCUAUACGGGCUUUCAGAAACUGCAAGUCGCCGCCGACGCCGCGGACGACGAGGCCCAGGCACGGACUUCAACCGAGUUCCGCCAAUCGCAGGAGCGAGCGAGGAAACUCAAGCGUGAAGAAGCCAAGGUCCGAGCCUUGAACAGCAACGGACGAGUCGAUUAUCACAUUCAAGAGGGCAUGUUUGACGUGUCUCUGCUCGCUAGUAUCGCAAGCCACUUGAGUUACUGGGCGGACGAGGAUGUAAAUCACUUUAUGAUUGGACAAAUGUUGAAAACGAAAGGCAAGGAGCGGCAGCGAGCCAAGGGGGUGGAAGAGUCGUGGUGA